Messenger RNA from Mercenaria mercenaria, 2004 nucleotides. Its product is annotated as mediator of RNA polymerase II transcription subunit 19-like. Gene Ontology annotation, cellular component: mediator complex. The record is from RefSeq and is a predicted model, not a curated record. Gene Ontology annotation, biological process: positive regulation of transcription by RNA polymerase II. Lineage: Eukaryota; Metazoa; Mollusca; Bivalvia; Venerida; Veneridae. The transcript has 6 exons. Bases 28 to 750 code for a protein of 240 amino acids. Gene Ontology annotation, molecular function: transcription coregulator activity; transcription factor binding.
GCUGCUUCAUAAUUAACAUGGUGGACAAUGAACAUCAUGAAUGAUCAAAUGCGUAGACCGGAGCAGAUUUCUCCAAAGUCGAGCCCUCGAGGCUCAGUAUCACCUGCGUAUCAAAGACCAGACUCCUCUGGCACUUUAAAAACCACAAUAAGUUUAGGAAAAGUACCGUCAGUUCUUCAUUCAGGUCCAUUUUACUUGAUGAAAGAGAUGCCAAUUUCAGAAAAGACUGAGAUUACAGGCUGCACAAAUCUUGUAGAGUUUAAUGGUCUUGAGCAUACGUACAAUAAGUUCUGCAACAAGAAAGGAAAAGAAGAGCUUAGUUCAUUUCUUCCACACCUACCUGGAUAUAUUGAUGCCCCAGGAAUUCAAGAUAACAGCUCACUUCAUUCUUUGAUAGAGAAACCUCCAAUUGUAGGGAAAGAAAUAAUACCACUUUCCAACUCAGCACUAACCAGUUUUAGACUUCAUCCUGGACCAUUACCAGAGCAGUACAGAUUUAUGAGUCAGAUGCCAACCAAGAAGAAACAUAAACAUAAAAGGAAACGAGAAUCUGGUACCAAUGGAGCGCUGCAAGAAACAACAGAAAAUGCAUCAGAUGCACAUGAUAAACCAGCCAAGCAUAAAAAGACAGGCAAAGCAGAAGAAAGUGCUAAAGAACCAUCCGGAAAGAAAGAAAGUGGCAGUGGCAGAAAAAGAAAGAAGAACAAGAAGAAGAAAGGAAAAGACAAAGAUGAAGAUCCAAUGUCAUGAGGAAAGAGCUGAGAACAAGAUGUACAGAUCUCUAAAUCUACCAACAAAUACAGGGAUGAAAUUGCCAUAUUAUUGGGUCAUGUUGGCAUGUGACCGACAUGUGCUAACAAAUGCAACAAUAAGUGGUUGCACAACAUAACCAGGCAACAUUCUUAUCAGUUUGAAUUUCAUUAAAGCUGUGUGAAUAUUGCAAGGAGUCUUUGUGUAUUAGCUUGUAUGCACGCUGGUCUUGAUUUAAGGUAGUGCAAUGGAAGGAAGUCAGAGCUUUAAAUUGAAGUGCAUAUGUGUAAUUGUUAAAUUUUUCAGGUCCAACAAUUAAGAUUUUCAGGAUUUUGGUGAACCCGUUGAACAGAAUAUAAAAUUUUUCUUCAUAUAUUUGUAAAUUGGUUUAUACUUUGUUGAAACUAAACUUGAAUUAUAUUUUUUUGUGAAAUUGGGAGAUAUGUAAAGCAGUUUUAAAAGGUUCAUAAUACAUGUAUAUGUACAGUUUUAAUGAUGAAUCGAGGGGAGAAUUGGAACAUGUCUGUAUGUCUGUCUCUAUAAAGACUGUGAAUUUCAGUUAAUUAGUGGUUUGAGAUAGAAGUACAAUCUAGAAAUCAGGCAUCUCUUAGUUCAAUAGGGAGAGCACAGAUCUACAAGGUCACAUUGAGUGUGAUCCCUAGUAGGUGAGGGAUAUGUUCUUUGUGACAAUUUGGUAAGACAUUGUGUCUGAAAUCAUUCGUCCUCCACCUCUGAUUCAUGUUGGCAGUUACUUGCGGAGAACAGAUUUGUACUGGUACGGAAUCAGAAAUAAUAUGGGUUACGUUAAAUUGCACCGUUACAUAACUGAAAUACUGUUGAAAAUGGUGUUAAAAAACCAAACAGCCAUAAAAGACAGAAAACAAAAUUUAAUUGCUUUUAAAUUUUAUUUCAUCAUCAUAACAUAUAGCAUAAAACAUGCACAAAUCAAAACUACCGGUAGGUAAUUUUAUUCACAGGUAUCAAAUCUGAAUAAAAGUUCAACAAUUUAUUCAAUUGCAGAAUUUGAGAAAGGUGAAAAUAUGAAGAGGUGAAUGCUUGUUUGUAUAGUUUAUUUUAUGUAGCAUUCUAUUAAAAUAAUAUGUAACAAUUGGGAUGUGUUAAAUGUUUGAAGGUUUCUCAAAAAAGCCAAUCUUUUGCCAUUUACCACAGUUGAUAUAUAUAAAUAAUGUUAUGUCUGUUUUUUUUUAAAUGCAUAAUUAUGUACAAAUGUACAAAUAAACUGGUAAAACCAAA